AUGACUUCCACUCGCACCUUUCUGGCCUUCCAGCAUGACGCUAGUCUCAAUACUCUGGAGACCAUUGUAACGGCCGUGUUGCCAUUUGAUGCCAUCGGAGACACCAAACAACUCUUCAAAGAUGCCACAGAGGAACACCAUGUCAUUAUCACCGAGAAAACCAUUUUCCACCCCCAAGGUGGCGGCCAACCCUCUGAUGUGGGCGUGUUGAAGAGCAAAUCUGGCACCUUUACUGUAUCCGCUGUUCGCAUGGACCCCAAUGGUCAAGUCCUUCACCUCGGUCUCUUUGACGGGGAUUCGGCUUCUAGCUUCAAAGAAGGCGAGACUGUUGAGCAGGCCAUUGAUGUGGAAAAACGUCUACUGUACUCCCGUUUGCACACUGCAGGCCACGUGCUAGGCGCAGCAGUCCGACAUCUAUUGGAAAAAGAGGUCGAGAAUUUCGACGAACUGAAGGCUUCGCAUUUCCCCGACUCGGCGGCAUGUGAGUUCCAGGGCUCAAUCGAUGGCAAAUGGAAGGAGCCUAUUCAAAAGAGGCUGGAUGAGUACGUCGCGGCAAAAAUGCCUGUUCAAAUCGAAUGGUGGGAUGAAGAGGAUUUCCGCUCGCGUGGACUGGAGCGGUUGAUUCCCGAUCGUAGCUUGGUGCCAGCAGGAGAAAAGUCGCGUGUCGUCAACAUCAUCGGGGCUGAAGUGUACCCUUGUGGAGGCACGCAUGUCGAUACGACCGACCUGUGUGGACCUGUCACAGUGAAGAAGGUCGCGAGGAAGCAAGGCAAUUCGCGUGUCAGCUAUGUGGUCAAAUGA
Molecule: messenger RNA, 801 nt
Organism: Penicillium bovifimosum
Lineage: Eukaryota; Fungi; Ascomycota; Eurotiomycetes; Eurotiales; Aspergillaceae
Product: putative alanine--tRNA ligase
Exons: 1
Coding region: 1-801 (266 amino acids)
Biological process (GO): alanyl-tRNA aminoacylation; regulation of translational fidelity
Molecular function (GO): Ser-tRNA(Ala) deacylase activity; ATP binding; nucleic acid binding
Source: RefSeq, a predicted model, not a curated record